Cuscuta campestris is the source of this 1373-nucleotide messenger RNA. Lineage: Eukaryota; Viridiplantae; Streptophyta; Magnoliopsida; Solanales; Convolvulaceae. The record is from the annotation of a GenBank genome assembly.
CUUAUCCAAACCCAUUCGUUCCCCUAGCGAUUCUUCUCCUCUCCUCACCUUUCUUUUUUCAGAACCGGAUCAGCUUCAUGUCUGCUUCCUCUUCUCCAGAUUUGACCAUGCCCUCAUUUCGCUUGCUCUCUGAUAGCGAUGAGGACCAACCUAAGCCUCAUCGUACUCAGAAAUCUUUGAGCAAGCGCAAACGAGCCAUAGCUACCUUGAAACGUCAUGUUGAUCCGCUUCCAUCAAGUUCAUCUGACACUGAUCCUUCGUGGAAUUUCUGGAAAAAAAUACCUAGGGGUUUGAGGUCCAUUUCUUUACUGCAUAAGAUGGCUUUUGAAUGUGUGAUGUUCUCUCUAAGGCACUAUGUUCUCUCUAAGGCAGUUUGUUCCUAUGGCUUUCAUGUGUGCCUCUCUUUACUGCCUAUGAUGAAAUCUAAAUGGGUGUUGAAAGCCUCGAAAGGUACUUCCAACAGUGGAGGCAGGGAGACAUCGGCUGAGUCGGCGUUGGCAUCUCCAAAACGAGAGGAAGUUGGAAGAGGAGUAAAGGACGUUGGCCUAAUCAGAGAGAAGAACUUUGUCCUAAUCAGAGGAGACGCAGACCCCGUGGGGCUCCUACAUGCCCUACAACUUAAGGGCGAAGAAGGUGAAAUCAUUUACUACCGCAAACCCGACCUCCCCGACGAGGAUAACCAAACCCCGGAUUACACCCACAACAUUUACCGUGGGGGUAAAAAAACCCCUCUCCCCAAACACUUCAAUUCCUCAGCUCCCAAGCCCGGCCCUCGCCGCCCCGAGUGCAGGCUCUGGGGCGGCGAGGACGAGGGCGGCGGGGCCCGCGAGAGCUAUCCCGGACACGUCCGGGAGAGCUACGUGGCGGGUCCCGCGUGCGCUCCGAAGGAGUGCACGCAGUCGGAUUGCGCGUUCCACGACCAUUAUUUGAAGAGUGUCGAUCAGGCGGCGGGGCCCGUCGUUCCGCCGCCUGUGCCCGUGGGAUUCUACGGUAGCGGCGGCAGCGGGGGGUACCCGAUGCAUCCGCAGUAUGGAUUCCCGCAGCGUCCGCCGCCGCCGCCGUGGGGGUAUGGCUAUGGCCACCGGAGGAUGAUGAUGUGAUUCUCCAUUUUCUAUGAAUUAUUGGAUAAAGAGUAUAUGUAUUCUUCAACAAUUAUUCUUUAUUUUUUCUUCCAUCCAUUUUCCCAUUAUUAUUGUGGUGGCUAUUAUUCCAUUGUUAUCCUCUUUUUUUUGUACAAUCCAAUUUGAUCUUCUAUGGACACUUGAGUCUUUAUAGGUUAUACUAGUAUAUUUUUGCAUAGUCUAUAGAACAUGUGAGUUUUCUAAGCUUCAAGUCUAAUCCCUUCUAUUCCAUAAUAAUGGUCUUUCAAGGGU